Protopolystoma xenopodis is the source of this 201-nucleotide messenger RNA. The record is from the annotation of a GenBank genome assembly. Lineage: Eukaryota; Metazoa; Platyhelminthes; Monogenea; Polystomatidea; Polystomatidae.
AUGGAGCCAAGACAACCAGGCCAAGGCGGAAGUGAGAUGAUAAUCGAGAAUCAUUCAACGGGCCCAGCAACAUGCUCACACGAACAGUCUGUACCGGUUGGAGCCGGCGAUUGCAGCCAGGCUCUCAAGGCCAUCUUGCGGGCGAACGGAUAUGCUGGGGGCCGGAAACAAGGCAACCGACAAAUGGAGGUACAGACAUGA